AAUGUCACUCUCACAUUACGGUGUGUUGAUGCUUGCUUGAUGGCAUUAGUGAUGGGGCAGCCCGGGUCGUCAUUGAGGGCGUCAGCGGCAAACGGCUGCAGACUUGGCUGUUGUUGCUUAGGAAUUCCGUAUGCAGCGAUGGCGGCAUUGUUCUCGUCGGAACCGAUGGUGUUGACAUAUAGGACGGACAGAGUGGGUGUGUACUGUUGCAUCACUGUUAUUCUCAAGCCACCUUCUCCGUGUCUUUCGCUGCAUUGAUUCUCCUGAGAUUCCGCCACUACGCCAUGGCAUCCAAGCUCUCUCUUGAAAACAAGGAUGCGCCUGACUCUGAUCAGGAGAGGCAGUCUUCAGGUGAUGAGCUGAACAACGAUGAGCUCGCCCGCAUUGAGAGACUCGGUCGCCAGAGGCCAGAGCAACUCACAUCUAUCUGGCAAGAAAUCGGGUUCGUCUUCUCGAUAACCGUUUCCCAAGCCCUCAACGAAUACAUGGUCAGCGGGUUCACCAUUCUACUACCCACCGUCGCAAGAGAACUCUCGAUCGAUCCGACUUCGCAGACAUGGCCCGCCAGUGUCUUCUCCCUCGUCGUGGCGUCUUUCUUGCUCCCGUUCGGAAGAAUAGGGGACAUGUACGGAGGAUACCCGGUAUAUAUCGGCGGUUGCGUCUGGUACUGCAUCUGGGCUUUGAUCGCUGGGUUCGCGCAGAACGAGGUCAUGCUCAAUGUCUGUCGGGCGAUACAGGGGCUUGGACCAGCAGCGUACUUGCCAGCGGGGCUGCAGCUUUUAGGAAGCAUGUAUCGACCUGGUCCUAGGAAGAACUUGGUCUUUGCGAUUUAUGGCGCAAUGGCUGCGAUUGGAUUCUUUAUUGGACUCUUCUUCGCUGGCGUCGCGGGGGAAUAUGCUAAUUGGAGAUGGUACUUCUGGAUUGGGACAAUGCUCGGCGCCGUCGUGGUUGUCGCAUCAUUGUUCUGUAUCCCAAACGACAUGGAAGCGCACAAGCUAUCCUACGUGAAGAUGGACUGGCUUGGGAGUCUCUUCACCAUCACGGGAUUGGUUCUGGUGGUGUUCGCUAUCACUUCCUCCAGCCAUGACGGCUGGACCGCUCCAUAUAUCCUGGCCACGUUCCUGCUCGGUCUGGCUUCUCUGGGGAUAGCUUUUUGGAUUGAGGGGUGGGUGGCAGCACAGCCUUUACUGCCAUUCGAGAUUUUCACCAAGAAGCAUGUCCGUCCAUUCAUGCUCGGCCUCCUGUUCUCCUACGGCACCUGCGGGAUAUACCUCCUUUAUGCAACACUUUUCUGCAUGAACAUUCUCGGUGCUUCGCCGAUGCAACUUGUCGCAUGGUAUACACCAAGUGCGACCAUCGGUAUAAUAUUAGCGAUCACGGGCGGCGCAUUACUGCAUAAAGUGCCGCCAAUGAUACUUCUGGUCAUCACCGGCUGCGCGAUUAUUAUUGAGUCGGUUCUGUUUGCACUCGCUCCGUCCGAUGCCUACUAUUGGGCCUGGAUCUUUGUGCCGAUGGUCAUGAUGACUCUGUCCAUUGACAUAGUCUUCACAGUAGCAAAUGUCUUCUUCUCGAGCACACUCCGGAGAAGCCAACAAGGUCUGGCUGGAUCGCUCUCCAAUGUUUUGAUGCAGCUUGGAAUCGCUGUGCUACUGGGAUUUGCGGAGCUCGUCGGAUCAGAGACCGCGCAUCAGGGUCUGAAGCAGAGUUACCAUAAUGUGUUUUGGUUCAAUCUGGCAUGCGGAGCCACGGCGCUUGUAAUAUUCGUGGCUUUUGUACGAGUGCCCCGACAGAAGAGCGACCUGACUGCUGAUGAGAAGGCGCUGAAGUUGGAAGCUGAAGCAGUGUGAGAUAGUUCACUUGAAUAGCCAGGACUUCGCUUCAGCUCAUCGAGCGAUGUUUGCAGUCGCUGUUUCCAGUCCAACGCCUGCAUGACUACCUGUAAAUGGAAGCAGCUGAAAAUGCCGACUACGUGUAGACUCCGUUCUAAGUGAUCCUUGGCAUACGUUGGGGAUAGGCGUAGUCGAGACACGUCCACCUCCAAGGCGCAGCAAUUGUUAUUUUGAUCGUAGCGAGUCCGGAGAGGAUGACUUCCGCUGAAGUUGAAGCAAGGAGCGAGCCUGAUAUCGGCA
Cercospora beticola is the source of this 2129-nucleotide messenger RNA. RefSeq lists its product as uncharacterized. Lineage: Eukaryota; Fungi; Ascomycota; Dothideomycetes; Mycosphaerellales; Mycosphaerellaceae. Gene Ontology annotation, biological process: transmembrane transport. The record is from RefSeq and is a predicted model, not a curated record. Gene Ontology annotation, cellular component: membrane. Gene Ontology annotation, molecular function: transmembrane transporter activity.